This is a messenger RNA of Nothobranchius furzeri (turquoise killifish), 1230 nucleotides long. The record is from RefSeq and is a predicted model, not a curated record. Lineage: Eukaryota; Metazoa; Chordata; Actinopteri; Cyprinodontiformes; Nothobranchiidae.
AUGCAAACACUCACACCAAAGGAUAAUUUAGAGGGGCCAGUCAGCCUGACGGUCAUAAUUUUUGGGUACUGUGGGAGGAAGCCGAAUGUAGCAUUUAGUCUUUGGAGCUCACGGUCAACUCUAGUGUCACGGUCUGAGGUGCAUUCCUGCGGUCACUCCCUGUCUCUCGAGUUUUCCCUCUGCAGGUGGGCGUGUCUGGAGGUUAACCAAGCUGCAGCAGAUCUGCUCAUCAGCCGGCCAGGUGUAUUUAAGCAGCUGAGAGACUUCUACACUUCGCUGGAUGAUUACUCUACCUGGGUACCUUCUAAGCCACCUCUCAGUACUAUAGUCGAGCCUUUUGGACCUUUUGAGAUUUUUAGAUGUGUUUUGGAGUUUGGAUUUUGCAUUUACCCUUCCUGCUCUUGUUCACCAGAUAAAACCUCCACCUUCAUCUCUUACUGGCUGAACUCUGGAACUCCUAUCAUCUGGAACUCCAACCUGCUUGUCUCUCAGCCGCUCCCUGGCCAGAACCCCUCCAGCUGCCCACCUAAGCUCCCUGGAUCUCCACAAACUCAGCUUCCUCCACGUCUCACCUUUUGGAUCUCAGUCCCAGGAAAACGCCCUCAGCUCAGACCGGACCACUCCUCCCUCAAGCUAGUUUCCUCCUCUCCAGACUAUCUCCCGCACCAACUCCCUGGUGAAAGAACUCAGCUUUGUUUAUGCUGCUUCCUUGGUUUCCCUUUUAAUAAAUUCUUAUUUAAACACUUUACCCCCGUCUCUAUGCUGAUUCUUUAUGUCGUGGGUUAGAUUUCUACACCACAACAUGACAUCUAGACUUAGGGCAGGUUCAAACUAGUUUGGUUAAUUCUUGGGUUCUCCCCUGAACAAGUUUUCCUUGUCAUGAUUCAGUCCCUCUGUCACAUUAGAUACCAUUUGUAGUCAUGUGCAUUGUUUAUACAAACAAAAUUCAUAAAAGCAUUAAAGCAACGUCACUAGCAUCCUAUUCGUAAUUAUUCAGUGAUACUUUGACACAUAUUCAAAAUUUUCUAUAAUACUGAAAAUAAUGUGAGUGAUGGUUGACCCGUUCUUUCACAAGAACAUAGUAAACAUCACCUUUGGCAAAAUGUCAUUUAUAUGAACGACGACGUUCCACUGCAGAAAAUUCAAGCAACUAAGAAGAAAAGUAUUGUAAAUAUUGUUAUAAACUAAGAAUCAGCUCCUUUUAAUCUGAGGCCAUGGCCUUGUGUCCAA